GACUUCUUAUUUUAUUAUUCACUUAUUCACGUCCUGCGCCGUGUCAAAGAACGAAACAACGAAGCAAAACCUUUCCAGUGUCUACCUGCAGAUAAUAACUUUGAAAUCAUCGCGUCUCUAUUGGGUGAAAAGGACCACCUACAUGAGCGACGUUCCUCGGCAAUUUAGUGCUGCACUGGGGCGAAGACGAGCGCAAAAGAGUAUCGAUUUGGAAGCACCGAGUCAACAGCACAAGUGAGUGUGGCCUGUGGUAUCACUUGUUUUUUUGACCGUCAAGUCUCAUCGACCAGUGGGCAAUGUCUACUCUCGCAGACGAGCUCCUCCAGGACUUCGAGGACUCGGGGUCCGAAAAUGGCGACGAGCAGAAUGAUCUUGGUCUCAACGCCGAAGGCCCAGAUGUAGGACCACCCAAACACGAUGCCAGUCACGAAGAUGGCGAUAUGAUACUCGAUGGUGAUGAGGAAGAGGAGCCUGAGGAGGAUGAGGAGAUGGGCGGUAUGAACACCACCUCAAUCGACCCCAUGGAGGACGAAGAAGAAGCCAAGGCCAAGAUCGAAAAGAUGCAGUUGGGCGGUGUUAAGGACAUUCGCAAAGUCACCACCGUUAUGGACAGGUUGGAGCCGCUACUCAAGGAUAUCGAACGCUACCACUCGCAACCCCUUGCGCCUCAUAUGAACAACAUCGGAAACAUAGAGGACAAUCCUGAGUACAAAAUUCUCACCGAAUCUAACACUCUCUCCACCCAGAUCGAUGGUGAGAUCAUGAAGGUGCACAAGUUCAUUCGAGAUCAUUAUUCGGCUCGCUUUCCGGAGCUCGAGGUCUUGAUUCAGAACCCCAUUGAUUACAGCAAGGUUGUAGCAAUUCUCGGCAAUGGACCCAUGGACUCUGAUAGCAUCAAGUCGCUGCAGAACUCAACGGAUAAUGCCUUGGGCGAGUCCCUGAAAUCAGUCAUUGACGGCCCAUCCUUGAUGGUCGUCACAGUCGAAGCAACGACGACAAAAGGUCAAGAGCUAAGUCAGGAAGAGCUGGACCGUAUAUUGCGCGCGUGUCUCAUGGUUGUGAAGAUGGAUCGGGCCAAGAAGACGCUCACGGAAUACGUUCAAUCCCGAAUGAACGUCUUCGCUCCAAAUUUGACAACUAUUGUGGGAUCACUCACGGCAGCUCAGCUGAUCAACUAUGCUGGUGGAUUAACCCCUCUAUCCAGAACGCCGGCUUGUAACAUUUCGGCUUGGGGCUCGAAGAAACAGGCCAAUUCGGCCAUGGCGACCAACACCUCCAUCCGCCAACAAGGAUACCUCUACCACUCGCCCCUUAUCCGUGGCAUCCCAACUGACUUGAAGAAAAAGGCCAUGAAAAUCGUAGCAGCAAAGCUUGUUCUAGCUGCCCGAGCAGAUACGGGCCACAUGAGCCCGGAUGGAUCCUACGGUGAAGAGAUCCGAAGUCAAUGUCUCCAACGGCUCGACAAGAUCACUGAGCCUCCUCCAAACAAGGGACAACGGGCACUCCCUGCCCCCGAUGACAAACCGUCCCGAAAACGAGGUGGCCGGCGAGCUCGCAAAGCUAAGGAGGCAACCGCGAUGACGGACAUGAGAAAGGCUCAGAAUCGCAUGGCCUUUGGAAAAGAGGAGAAGGAGGUAGGUUAUGGUACGGGCGAAUCAACUGCUGGAAUGGGCAUGAUUGGACAGGGCAACGAUGGUCGAAUCCGCAAUAUUCAAAUCGAUAACCGGACACGUGCCAAGCUCGGUCAGAAGCACAAGGGAUGGGGAGGAGGUACUACCAUGGGCGGCGCAGCUUCAUCAUUGCGAGGGUUCGGUCAAUCGGCCUCCAAUAUUGAUCUUCGCGGCAAAGGUAUCCGGACGUCUGGGGUAGGCUCAACUAUCGGCGGAGGCGCAGGCGCAGGGACGGCGUCGUCCUUGGCCUUCACGCCCGUUCAGGGUCUCGAACUCGUCGACCCAAAGGUACAGGCCGAACUCAAUCGCAAACGCAAAGCCGAGGAAGACCGAUGGUUCAAGGGAGGCACGUUCACUCAAGUUAGCGGGUCGAGCAACGGCUCGGGUCAACCUCCCACGAAAAGGGUCGAUACUGGCGCUAAGAUGGCACCCCCUCCAUUGCCUGCCACGCGAUAAGGGUUCCUGUACGAAGGCAAUACGGACCAAAGGGACCAAGGUUUUCUACGCCAACAGGGGACUGUAGCGUACCCAGUAUUGGCAUUUUAGGGACCUUGGCUCGAAGGAAGCAUUUUCGAUGAAAAAUCUUAUCGCAUCAUUAUGCACGAAUGGUAAGCUACGUUUAGCUAUGUCCGCGUUAUGGGGAAGUCCAUCCGGCGUUAUCGGUAUGUGGGCUACAUGCAAGCAUAAUGCAAAGUGCCUGCAGUAUCUUCGCAACAGCAUGCCAUUUGUUCGGAGGCCGCGGCAGCACGGAGCUCAACGAGUGCCAACCUAAAAAAUCGAAUGUUGUCUUAUCGCAUAUUGGUAUUUUAUUGUAGAUAGAAUCAAAAUACAUAUUCUGGUGAUACCUUCGAGCAAUCACCAUCGC
Messenger RNA from Pseudomassariella vexata, 2535 nucleotides. RefSeq names its product Prp31 C terminal domain-containing protein. Gene Ontology annotation, biological process: mRNA splicing, via spliceosome; spliceosomal tri-snRNP complex assembly. Gene Ontology annotation, cellular component: precatalytic spliceosome; U4 snRNP; U4/U6 x U5 tri-snRNP complex. The record is from RefSeq and is a predicted model, not a curated record. Bases 297 to 2126 code for a protein of 609 amino acids. Lineage: Eukaryota; Fungi; Ascomycota; Sordariomycetes; Amphisphaeriales; Pseudomassariaceae. The transcript is spliced from 2 exons.